Molecule: messenger RNA, 552 nt
Organism: Carassius carassius (crucian carp)
Lineage: Eukaryota; Metazoa; Chordata; Actinopteri; Cypriniformes; Cyprinidae
Product: small ribosomal subunit protein eS19
Exons: 5
Coding region: 79-522 (147 amino acids)
Biological process (GO): ribosomal small subunit assembly; translation
Cellular component (GO): ribosome; cytosolic small ribosomal subunit
Molecular function (GO): RNA binding; structural constituent of ribosome
Source: RefSeq, a predicted model, not a curated record
UUUAUGUGACUUGCUGUUGUUACAAACAACUGGAAAAUACUUUUGUGACUUAAAUUUUAAAUUGAUUCUGGUUUUCAGAUGCCAGGCGGUGGUGUAACCGUGAAAGACGUCAACCAGCAGGAGUUUGUCCGUGCGCUGGCAGCCUUCCUCAAGAAGUCGGGGAAGCUGAAGGUGCCAGACUGGGUUGACAUCGUUAAGCUAGCCAAGCAUAAAGAGCUGGCUCCCUGUGAUGAGAACUGGUUCUAUGUCAGAGCUGCCUCCACAGUGCGUCACCUGUACCUGCGUGGAGGUGUUGGCGUAGGCUCUAUGACCAAGAUCUAUGGCGGGCGUAAGAGGAAUGGUGUGUGCCCCUCUCACUUCAGUGUGGGCUCCAAAAACGUUGCCCGUAAAGUGCUUCAGGCCCUCGAGGGACUCAAGAUGGUGGAGAAAGACCCCAAUGGUGGGCGUAGACUGACCCCUCAGGGCACCAGAGACCUGGACAGAAUCGCUGGGCAGGUUGCCGCUGCAAGCAAGAAAUCUUGAAGUGUAAAAUAAACUUUUGUGAGAAACCAA